This is a messenger RNA of Osmia bicornis bicornis, 2625 nucleotides long. Its product is annotated as katanin p60 ATPase-containing subunit A-like 2. The coding region runs from base 1200 to 2624 and encodes 474 amino acids. The transcript is spliced from 8 exons. The record is from RefSeq and is a predicted model, not a curated record. Gene Ontology annotation, molecular function: ATP binding; protein binding; ATP hydrolysis activity. NCBI's taxonomy places the organism in Eukaryota, Metazoa, Arthropoda, Insecta, Hymenoptera, Megachilidae.
GCACGCCUGCACCGCUAACCUUCUUCUUCUGUUACACCCCAAUGAAACGCCCCAAUAUGUCUCCCUAUUGUCAUCGUACACUUUGGAAACUCUCAUCGUCGCUCCAUAUUUUGUAAGACGAAAUGAAUUUAACAAUAUUACUCUGGGUAUAAUACUCUGGGUACUUGAUAAAAUAAAAAAAUGACAUGCUUUAGAUAUGUAGAUGGAAGGUGCUGCAGAUGUUGUUUUACAUUCACGGAUGAUAGUUAUACUGCGGAAUGUCACUCGUCUAGAUGGAAGUUUGCCAAUUCUCUGUAAGAUCACUGCAAACUUUUACGAUACUGUUCGAAUGAUACUCGAUUUUAUAAUAAGAUACUCUCUGUUGUUGAUGUUCUUUUUUCCACGACGCGACGCGACGUGUUCUCGUGGAAUUCAGAAAACCCUAAGGGAAACACAGAGAUACACGUAAAAUCGGGGUAGCGAAAAGUAUCCUGAGGGUUAGUUUCCCUUUUUUUCCGAGGGAAAAUGAAAGACUUACAAAGACUUUCGAGAAACAAUCGUGACACAGGGAAUUCGUUAACUUUGUUGUAUGAGCAAGUAGAAGCGGAAGCUAUGAUAGAAACCAGUCGGAAGAGAAUUGUUAGCAGAGACAAUACGAUACUAGAACGAUUCUCGUCUCUUUGGUUUAUAAAUCCAAACAUACAUACAUACAUAUGUACAUACAUAUGUAAAUAAUUGAUUCUGCUUUUAAAUUAAUACAAUACAAUUAAUAACUGUUAUUUUGCAAUACUCUCCCAUCAAUAUCGUUUUCUAAAGUUCAUGUUCCGCAAAAUAUUUAAAAAAUGAUAAUGAUUAUCGGGUCACACCCUAUGGAGGUGACUACGAUCGUGAUCCACCCUAACACCUAGUCCCAAUUUUAUACGAUAAAUACAGCCUACCAUACAUAAAUAUGUACAUACAUAAUUAAAUAUGUAAACGAGACGAACGGUAGAAUUUAUAUAAAAUUGAUUGUUCCAAUGUUUGUCUUUUGUCUGAAACGCUCACAAUACCCCCCUCGCUGACAUUGCCAUGGCAACAAAUCGUUUGUCUAAACUGUUUCCAACUGUUUUAAAGACGAAAGUGGACGAAAGAGAAAGACCGUUGAGUUGGCCGUGAACGAGAAAAUUCGUAAGUAAGAAUUGUCUUUUGUUGAAGAGCACGGUUUUAUUCUUGCAAAUACCAUGAAUCUUGGUUUGUCCAUGGACGGAAGUCUGAAUCAGAUCAACCAUAAAUUACGCGAGAAGGAGAAGAAGCGUACGGAGGAACGUCGUCGAAGCAUUCCGUACCUUAUAGCUCAAUAUCUGAAGCAACAUGGAUUAACAGACUCUUAUGGCACAUUGUUCUCUGAGGCCCAGUUACCUACCGACAUUCAAAUAGCCGACAAUAUCGAUCUGGAAAUGAUACUCAUGGAAUACGAUAGUUAUUAUCAUCUAAAAUUCAACAAGUACCCAAUACUAUACAAAACGGUUCAAUCAACAUCUUCCACAAAUCCAAUUAAAAAAAUUAAAACGGUCAUCAAAUCGAAUAAAAACGACACAGCUAAAGAAGAUGUCACACAGCAGACUAAUUUCAGUCCAGAGAAUGACAUCUGUUUUGGGUUAACAGUGUCACCCCUUUUUAUUCCCAAAGAAAAUGUAAAUGAAAAUAACAAUUUGACAAAAGAUGUACCAAACAACCGGCCUACGAAAUCAAAGAUAUUAAGCUGUAUCGAAAAACUUUAUCCGCCUGACUCUGAACUUCGAAAAAUAGCCGAGGAUAUUUCGACGGAAAUAGUGUUGGGCAAUUUGAACGUUUCUUGGGAUGAUGUGAUAGGACUCGAUAAAUGUAAGGCAGCUAUAAAGGAAGCCAUCGUUUAUCCGCUUAAGUAUCCGAUUUUCUUCAGUGACAAAUUUGCCCCGUGGAAAGGCAUUUUACUGUAUGGGCCACCUGGUACAGGGAAAACUAUGUUGGCCAAGGCAGCUGCGACGGAAUGUAAUUGCACGUUCAUCAAUGUAACCGCUAGUUUAUUGGUCAGUAAAUGGCGAGGCGAUUCCGAAAAGUAUAUCCGUGUUCUGUUUGAUCUCGCUUACAAUCAGUCACCAGCGAUUAUUUUUAUUGAUGAAAUUGAUUGGAUAUCUACAAAUAACACAAACGAUUCGUUAUCCGAACCUGCAAAACGAUUUAGAGCAGAACUUCUCACUAGAUUAGAUGGAUUAUUAUCACCUGAGGGUUCAAAUGUCAUGCUUUUGGCUGCUACUAAUGCUCCUUGGAACAUCGACGCAGCUUUACUCAGACGUUUAGAAAAGCAAAUCUAUGUUACGUUACCCGAUGAAGACUCUCGUCUUAAUCUAUUCAGCUCAUACGUUUCACCUAAUAUAAUGGAGGAAAAAGGAAAUUAUUUAGUCGAGGUAACUAACGACUAUUCUGCUGCAGAAAUAAAAUUAAUUUGCAAAGAAGCAUGGAUAAUCCAGUCAGCUCCAACAUGGAACCGUCUAGAGAAUAAUGAAAUAACUGUAACAAAUUUACAAUUCAAUAUUACCAGCUUCUCGAGUUUAGUUCACGCGAUAAAAAACAUACAAGGAACGGAUAAAAAUAUCCCUAAAUACAAUGAUUGGAUAAAAAGUUAAU